This is a messenger RNA of Penicillium salamii, 1278 nucleotides long. The record is from the annotation of a GenBank genome assembly. NCBI's taxonomy places the organism in Eukaryota, Fungi, Ascomycota, Eurotiomycetes, Eurotiales, Aspergillaceae.
AUGCGUCUCUCUGCAGCCCUUCGGUCCCCCGAUUGGCUCUCAAGCUUGAAAGCAGCACAAUUGCAGCGCAUAGCGCGAGCAACGGGCAUCCAAUCGUCUGGAACCAAAGGUCUUCUCGUUGAACGCAUUGCUGCACAGUUAGGGUUACAGUCGGACAGUGACAAGGUUGUAAAUCCCACUGGUUCCAUCCCCAGCAAUGUCAGUCAAGGUCAAGAUCUACAUCGACUGGGUGGAUCGAACAAUCAAUCCCAGGGUGCAACGAAGAACAAGAGCCUGUUAAGGCCAAUUCCAGACCCAAAGCCAUGGAGCAUUCUCAGCAUCGACAUGGGGAUCCAGAACCUGGCAUUUGCGCAUCUGCACCUCCCCCGCUCGAAUGGGGAAAACACACAGCUCCCAGUGCUUACAGCCUGGCAUCGACUAGCUGUAUCGGAGAUCGCAAGCCUGAAUCUCACUGGUGUCGAAGACGCUGUACAGGCACAGUCGUCUGCGUUGAAGUCGACAGACGAGCCAGACGAGCCAGACAAUCCUGCAAAGCGAUCUGCUAAAUCGUCGUCAACAUCAAAAUCUAAAUCUAAAGAAGUAGAGUCCUUCUCUCCAGAUCUCUAUGCCGCCACCGCCUACAAACUUAUCAAAUCCCUCUUGACCGCUUACCAACCAACUCACAUUCUCAUUGAGCGCCAACGUUUUCGCUCAGGUAAUGGAAGCGCCGUUCAAGAAUGGACACUGCGCGUCGGUGUCUUUGAGGGGAUGUUAUAUGCCAUUCUGCAUGCGCUUCGAAUGGAGAGGGGAGAGUCGAUCACUGUCCAAGGCGUCGAGCCGAAGCGGGUGGUAGGAUACUGGCUGGAACCUUCCGCGGCAAAGGAAGCGGAGAGACUCAACGCCCGGGAAGUCAAGAAAGCUAAGAUAGAUAUUGUUGGGAGGUGGAUUUCCGCUACACAACUUUCGAAGACAAACUCAGAGCUCACGAGUCAACAACCGGAACUGGCAGUGGAAAGUUUCGAGGAUAAGAUUCUGCUGGCAGAUCCAUCCAAUUCCCCUGCCUUGGGGGGUAUUGUAAAUGAGUACAUGAGGAAAUGGAAGAAAGAGCCCAAACCGAAGAAGUCUCGUGCUUCGAAGGGAACGCCAACGCAUGAUUCUCCGUCGGCAGAAGUGGCUAUCGAUAUUGGGAAACUGGACGAUCUGGCAGAUUGUUUGCUACAGGGAGUGACGUGGAUCGAGUGGCAGGAAAUGCGAGAGCGUAUCGUACGGGACGGGCCUAAGGCUUUAGACAAAAUAUAG